AUGGACGUCACGUAUGGCGAAACCCAGCGCAUCUGGGAGUUGUCAGACUCAACCGAUUCGGACCUCGACAACCCACAUCCCUUGGUCCCUGAGGCCUCCGUCCGAACCCUCAGCCCCCAAGAUGAACCCUCGCAGUCUCCUGGCACGUCAGCCGCUUCGCACCCAGGCCUCUCGCUUGAUGCCCUUAGUAUAGGCACCUCCUCGGCCCAGACACCGGAUUCCGCUCCGGAGAGCGAGACGGACUCCGCUUCUUGUGGAAGCUCGUCGGGUGGCAUUUUUGCCACGUUCACGAGAGAAGAGGACGAAUGUGAUCACCAGCAGUAUCAUGAAGAAGACUGUCCAGAAAACGCGAGAAGGCAAACCCACCCUUCCGCUUCGUGCGGCGAUCUACCGUCUUCAGAUUCUGCCUCCUCACCCAGAACGAGGAACUCCUCCUCCUCGCAAGCCAUGCUCAAGUCUCUGCGGAACAGCUGGAAGAAGGUGAAGAAGACGGGCGUCAAAUCCACCACGUCGGCCACCAAGUCGCUGUCCACCUUGUCUUCCACCUACUUCAAUGCCACGCGCUCCGACGCCGCCACGCGCGAAACCUGGGAGGAACGCCACUCACGUAUGGGAGACGAAUGGCUCACCUCCAUCAUCCCCAACUGGUCAAAGAAGAAGAAGACGGCUCGCGUCCGCACCUUAGUCUUUCGCGGUAUUCCGGCAAACGUUCGCGGCCGCGCUUGGCAAUGCGCCAUUGGAAACCCACUUAAUGUAUCAGAGCAGUUGUUCGAGGUUCUCAAGGAACGUGCGUAUUCGGGACGGAUGGAGUACAUUCGCGGUCGCGAAACUGUAGCCAUGGCCGACGGCGACGUGGGCGGUGAUGGCGGGAAGGCGGAGACUUUGUUGGAGAGUGAGCGGAGCGCACACAAGGCUAUUAUGCUAGACUUACCAAGGACAUUUCCUGAGCUUACCUUUUUUCACGCAGAGGGCAGUCACUACGAGUACGCCUUACGAGACGUUCUCGAAGCGUUCCUGUAUCUCAAACCGGAUGUUGGAUACAGUCAAGGCAUGUCCUUUCUUGCCGCAGUCCUACUGUUGUACAUGGACCCCUACGAGGCUUUUUGCAGCUUUGCUAACAUGCUGUUACACAAGAGCUGCUUCUUGCAUUUCUUCAGAAUCAAGAUGCCAGAAGUGCGCUUUUAUCUAACUGUUCACGAUCGACUUUUGAGUGAGGAAAUGCCUGCUCUCCACGCUCACUUCAAACAACAUGGAAUCGAUUCAGAUCUCUAUAUGAUCAACUGGGUGAUGUCACUUUACUGCCGAGCUCUCCCGCUCGACCUUGUCACAAGGAUAUGGGAUGUCUACGUUCUUGACGGAGAUGUGGCCAUUUUUCGUGCUGCUCUCGGCAUCUUGCGCUUCUUUAUGCCCCGUCUUAUGAAGAUGAAAUUUGAGGACAUGGCUUACUUCUUGAGCCACAUUCCGGCAGAAGACCUUCCGGCGGAUGAGUUGCUUCAGUCAGUACGUGCGGUAAGAGUCGUUACUAAAAAGCGGUUCCGGGAUCUGUUCAAGGAGUGUGGAUCGGUGUACAACAAGGCAUCUGAGAAGUAGGACAUCGAAAUGCUUUACAUAGCGGUGGGAGCGAUACAGCGAGUCACCAUGGUCCCUAGUGUAUUGGAUAGGUCAGUUUUCGUUGUUUGUUUUCACUUUGUAGACUAGAGUUGACUGAUUGAACAAGAAAAUUUUGGUUUGUGUCACGUCUAAGAGUGGCAAACAAAUUUCGUUUUUCCAUGUCGGUA
This is a messenger RNA of Chondrus crispus (carragheen), 1778 nucleotides long. RefSeq lists its product as hypothetical. The transcript is spliced from 2 exons. The coding region runs from base 1 to 1590 and encodes 529 amino acids. Lineage: Eukaryota; Rhodophyta; Florideophyceae; Gigartinales; Gigartinaceae. The record is from RefSeq and is a predicted model, not a curated record.